Messenger RNA from Pistacia vera, 1987 nucleotides. Its product is annotated as lipase-like. Lineage: Eukaryota; Viridiplantae; Streptophyta; Magnoliopsida; Sapindales; Anacardiaceae. The transcript has 8 exons. The record is from RefSeq and is a predicted model, not a curated record. Bases 295 to 1683 code for a protein of 462 amino acids.
GAAAUUUGUGGGAAACCAUUUCGAAGUUUGAAGCGAGCAAACAACAACAGAGAAAAGCGAAAAUAAAAUAAAAUACAGAAAACCUAAAAAGGACUAUAAGAACAAAUCCUUUUUCUAUUUUUCCUUCUAUGAGAAGUGUCAUAGGAGGGUUCUUGUGAGAAGAUUUUAGUCCUGAUUUUGUUCAUAUAAGAGCCUUCUUUGUUUGUUUUUUGGGUUCAAAGAAGGCUCUUCUCUUCUUCUAAAUAAUUAUCCGAAUAUUGUUUUCUUUUUUAUUUUCUGGGUGAUUUUAAGAAGAUGAUAAGAUGGUGGAUAUCUGCUUUGCAGUUAACAGAGUUGUUUGUGAGUUCUAUGGUGCAUUUGUUAUAUGGGUUUUAUAUAUUUAGCUCAGCCGUGGCCGGUGAUCUCUCUCAGGCUUUCAAUGAAUGUUUUUUCAAGUCUAACGUCAAUGUUCUUGAGGUUAAACAAGAAGAGACGAAAGAUACAACCACAAUCGAUCCUAAUGCUCUGCCUCCCAUUGUUUUAGUCCAUGGAAUCUUUGGAUUUGGCAAAGGGAGAUUGGGUGCUCUAUCAUACUUUGCGGGGGCGGAGAAAAAGGAUGAGAGGGUUCUCGUGCCGGAUUUGGGAUCUUUAACCAGCAUAUACGAUAGGGCUCGCGAGUUGUUCUAUUAUUUGAAAGGCGGGCAAGUCGAUUAUGGUGCCGAACAUAGUGAGGCUUGUGGGCACUCGCAGUUUGGACGGAUUUAUGAGCAAGGUCAAUAUCCUGAAUGGGAUGAGGAUCAUCCUAUUCAUUUUGUUGGGCACUCAGCCGGUGCUCAGGUUGUUCGUGUUUUGCAGCAAAUGCUUGCCGACAAGGCAUUCAAAGGGUAUGAAAACACUUCAGAGAACUGGGUACUGAGCAUUACAUCCUUGUCUGGGGCAUUUAAUGGGACUACAAGAACCUACUUAGAUGGGAUGCAACCAGAAGAUGGAAGAAGCUUGAAACCCAUAUGUCUGCUUCAGCUGUGCCGCAUAGGAGUUAUAAUUUAUGAUUGGCUUGAUAUUCCCUGGCUUAAGGCAUAUUACAAUUUUGGCUUUGAUCAUUAUAAUAUGACAUGGAAGAAAAUGGGUAUUCGGGGUCUUGUUGAUUGCCUCAUGGGAAAUGCAGGCCCAUUUGCUUCAGGAGAUUGGAUUCUCCCUGAUCUUACAAUUCAAGGCUCAUUGCAGCUCAACUCUCAUCUGCAUACCUUUCCCGACACAUACUAUUUCAGUUACGCAACCAAACGUACAAGGAAGUUUAUGGGUUUCACAGUUCCUUCUAGUAUACUUGGAAUCCAUCCAUUGCUCUUUAUCAGAGUAUUGCAGAUGAGUCAAUGGCGUCAUCCUCCAGAUGUUCGUCCUCCUUACAAAGGCUUCAGGGAUGAGGAUUGGUGGGACAAUGAUGGAGCACUGAACACCAUAUCUAUGACUCACCCUCGUCUCCCAGUUGAACACCCCAGCCAAUUUGUUGUCAAUGAUUCAGACUGUCAGCCGUUGCAGCCGGGCAUCUGGUACUACAAGAUUGUUGAAGCUGAUCACAUAUUAUUUAUAGUGAAUCGGGAAAGAGCAGGUGUUCAAUUCGAUCUGAUAUAUGAUAGCAUUUUUGAGCGAUGCAGAAAGCAUGUGUUUAGGAAGACUCCACUAACUGUACCAAACGAAACCCACUAGUAACAUAGGAUCUGUUACUCUCACACUUACCCUACAAUUUGAAGAGAAAAUUAUAAGGAAAGCUGAGUUAUAUUUCUCACAUUAAAAUUUCCCCUUGUGAAUGUAAAUUUCCACACCCAUUUUCAUUUUGCUCUUUUAUUUUCUUGUGUCAUCAUGUCUAGAUUGUAGAACUGUGAGAGCUAGCAGUUGCUUUGGUUUUUCCAUACCAAUGUUAGGUGAUCUAUAUUGGAAACAAAGAUUCUUGCACAUGAAUACGUUGAAUUUAUUUUUGAUUAUAAUACUGUGAACUUUUAUUUUCCAUUUC